AUGCCCGAUCUGGCUCCCGGGCGCGAUUUGCCCUCGAAACCGCUAGAUUACCGCGCAAAAAUAAGGAUACUACUGGAUACGGUUCUACACCCAUUUCCAUACCGCAGCCCAUGUCUAGAACUCAUGCCCCCAGGCGAAUGGUACAAUUCCGUGUGGAGACGUUCGUCUUCCCAAUGA
Pseudocercospora fijiensis CIRAD86 is the source of this 177-nucleotide messenger RNA. RefSeq lists its product as uncharacterized. Bases 1 to 177 code for a protein of 58 amino acids. The transcript is spliced from 4 exons. The record is from RefSeq and is a predicted model, not a curated record. Lineage: Eukaryota; Fungi; Ascomycota; Dothideomycetes; Mycosphaerellales; Mycosphaerellaceae.